AUGGGCCAUAGGUGCUGCAGCAAACAGAAAGUUAAAAGAGGGUUGUGGUCUCCUGAAGAAGAUGAGAAGCUUGUCAAAUAUAUCACCACCCAAGGUCAUGGAAGCUGGAGUUCUGUCCCUAAAUUUGCAGGUUUAAAAAGGUGUGGUAAGAGUUGCCGAUUGAGAUGGAUAAACUACUUGAGACCAGAACUCAAGAGGGGUUCCUUUUCUGCACAAGAAGAGCAGAUCAUCAUAGAUGUUCAUAGGAUUUUGGGCAACAGAUGGGCUCAGAUAGCAAAACAUCUCCCAGGAAGGACAGACAACGAGGUGAAGAAUUUCUGGAACUCAUGCAUAAAGAAAAAGCUCAUGGCACAAGGCUUGGACCCAAAAACUCACAACUUGAUCCCUUCUCAUCAGAGGGCAGCUAAUAAGGUUGCCUGCAAUAUAUCACAAUCGAACCAACAACCCUUUUCAAUUAUCACUCUGGAUUCAAAGAUGAAAGAUGUUUCCAUGGAGAUAAGCCCUCCUAUUCUAACUCUACCUUCCCCUUAUCCAUCUACUAGCAGCUCUCAACCUCCAUUGCUUGAUCAAGCCACAACCAGCUUACCCUUGCCCGUCUCUGGUUAUCAAAACCCUGGUGCCAUUUGGAAUGUAAAUGCUCAAAAUUCUCAAGUUUCUUCCAUUUUCCCUUGUCUUUCAUCCAUCGAGACCACACUCAUUUCCUCUUCAUCUUCGUCUUCAGUGAACCCAACUGGGUUUGGUCUCUUAGAUGAAAAUUGCUUUUGGAGUGGUAAUAACAUUGUUGAGCCGUUUGAAGCAGCAAAAAUAUUCGAAGGUAUGCAAUCACAAGUGCAAGAAAACCAGCCGAACAAGAUUUGUGAGGCACAAACCAUUGAUAAGAUUAAUAAAGGUGUUCAGGACAGUAUGGAUGCUUCAUUUGACACCUCUAGCUAUGAUCUCGAUUUUGUCGACUCCACCUUACUGUCUGGUUCGAUGUGUCGAGAUCUUAGCUCCAUGGAUGAUAUUGCAUGGAACUUUUAG
Messenger RNA from Dovyalis caffra, 1020 nucleotides. NCBI's taxonomy places the organism in Eukaryota, Viridiplantae, Streptophyta, Magnoliopsida, Malpighiales, Salicaceae. The record is from the annotation of a GenBank genome assembly.